Messenger RNA from Oryzias latipes (Japanese medaka), 1172 nucleotides. Its product is annotated as odorant receptor 131-2-like. Lineage: Eukaryota; Metazoa; Chordata; Actinopteri; Beloniformes; Adrianichthyidae. Gene Ontology annotation, cellular component: membrane. Gene Ontology annotation, molecular function: G protein-coupled receptor activity; olfactory receptor activity; odorant binding. The record is from RefSeq and is a predicted model, not a curated record. Gene Ontology annotation, biological process: G protein-coupled receptor signaling pathway; detection of chemical stimulus involved in sensory perception of smell.
UUUGGAUGGAUGGAGGUUGGAUGAAGCAUAAAGGACGCGGUUUGGAUGGAUGGAGGUUGGAUGAAGCAUAAAGGAUGCGGUUUGGAUGGAUGGAGGUUGGAUGAAGCAUAAAGGACGCGGUUUGGAUGGAUGGAGGUUGGAUGAAGCAUAAAGGACGUGUUUGGAUGGAUGGAGGUUGGAUGAAGCAUAAAGGACGUGUUUGGAUGGAUGGAGGUUGGAUGAAGCACGGUGACGCGGCGUCUCCUCCCUGUCCUCUGCAGCUCCUGCUUUUCAGAGACACUUUUGCUUCGGCGUUCGUGAAGAACCUGCUGGUGGUUCUGGUCUGGCUCUUCCUCACCUACAUCAACCUGACUCUGGUGGCGACAUUCUUCAGACAUCAGACGUUCUACGAAGACCCUCGGUACAUCCUCUUCACCCACAUGGUGAUCAAUGACGGCAUCCAGCUCACCGUCACCGUCUCCCUCUUCAUUCUCAGCUACGCCGUCUAUAAGAUCAACGUGUCCCUCUGCUGUGUCUUCAUCCUGGUGGCGGUCUUCACCACCAGGAACACGCCCAUAAACCUGGCCAGCAUGGCCAUCGAGCGCUACGUGGCCGUCUGUGAGCCUCUGCGCUACGCAGAAGUCUGCACGGUGAGGAGGACGUACCUGGCCAUCGGGCUGAUGUGGUUCCUGUGUGCGGCUCCGGACGUCACCGACCUGUUUGUGACUCUGGCCACCGAACCGCUCAGCUUCUUUCACGACUCGGUGUUCUGCUUACGGCCAAACGUCUUCAAAGACCCCAUCCUGGCCUCCAAGCGGCAAGCUUUCGACAUCAUCUACUUCUGCUGCGUGUUCCUGACGCUGCUCUUCACCUACCUGAAGGUCCUGUGCGCUGCCAGAGCCGUGUCCGCCCACAGGGCGUCGGCUCAGAAGGCCACCAACACCAUCCUCCUCCACGGAGCUCAGCUGGCCAUGUGCCUGCUGUCCUACGUCUCCCCGAGUGUGGAGGUGCUUCUGCACGCCAUCUUCCCGGGUCGCGUUCUAGAAAUCCGAUAUGCAAACUACCUGAUAGUCUACAUCCUGCCUCGGUUCCUGAGCCCCAUCAUUUAUGGAGUGAGGGACGUGAAGUUCAGGAGAUCCCUGCGGAUGUACCUCGUCUGCUACAGGUGCGGGGGGGCUGACAACAACUCAUGA